AUAAACCCAGCAGUUUCCCCAUUGCUUCUCUGAUAUGCCAUUAGUUUUGUGUUCCUCACUUUUCCAUACAACAUAAGAGGUGUUGGAAUUUUCAGCAUGACUCCGGCAUUAGUGAUCUUGUUUUGUGUGUUUAUGGGGACACAUGGUUUCAACACACAGCUUGUUAUUGAACCUCAGCCCAACUUUGAUGUGGAGAGAUUCACAGGUGAAUGGUACCGUAUUGGAGUUGCAGAUGAGUCACCGUUUUUUGCAAUGAUCAAAAACCAUCUGAAGGUUUCUAAAGGCCUUCUAGUAUCAGAUGCCAACGGAAAUCUGAAUCUGACCAUGUGGAGCAUAAGACCAUAUGGAUGCUCCGUCAGUGUUUAUUCAUAUGAGAAAACAGAUGUUCCUGGAGAAUUCACUUACUUCAGCAAAAGGCACAAGAUAACAAAAGACAUCACCAUAGUGGAGACCAAUUACACUGAUUAUAGUUUGGUCCUUAAAUACAAGAACAUACACAAAGAAUACACUCAAGUAGCUCUUUACGGACGGUCAUCCAUACAAAGGCCAGAAUUAAUAGAGAAGUUCAGAUCUUUUGCUUUAUCUCUGGGCUUUUCUGACGAGGCCAUUGCCAUUCCAGCAGAUGUUGAUCCCUGCCCUAUUCUAGAACAAAGGAAUACGGCAGAAUUCAGAGAGGAGAAAUCUUCACAAUCUCCUAAUCAAUCAGCCUUUGGCACUGAGAAUCUUUCCAAAGUGUGACAGGAUGUUUUUAUUCAGUAACUCACUAUAACUUCAAACUAACUGUAUACUUUCGACAUCUUUCAGCCAGCCAUGGAUUCAGAUCUUGGGUUACAUAUAUUCUGUUUUGUUACACAUUUGGGGAACAGUGUCUGUUUUAACGCAAACGACCACUGGAGAAAUGCAACAUUAAACAUCGUCAAUGUAACGCAGUUUGUACUACGGUCGUAAAGCCAGCAGGUGGCGCAGUUGUAACAGGACACAAUCAGCCAACAUCUCAUAAUCUGGAGUUCCACCUGACAUAAAAAAUGCUACCAAUAAUGAUAUAUGUCUCAAAUGUAUGACUGUGGUUGUCUAAUGUUUACAGAACAAUUGUGUCAAAUCUUUGUGAUCAUUUUACAACGACUUUCAUAAUGAGUAAUGAAAAUUAAUUUGUUGUUGUUGUUGUUUUCAAUUAAACAAUACAUAUAGCCUUA
Carassius gibelio (silver crucian carp) is the source of this 1193-nucleotide messenger RNA. RefSeq names its product lipocalin-like. The record is from RefSeq and is a predicted model, not a curated record. The transcript has 7 exons. Gene Ontology annotation, molecular function: serine-type endopeptidase inhibitor activity. NCBI's taxonomy places the organism in Eukaryota, Metazoa, Chordata, Actinopteri, Cypriniformes, Cyprinidae. Bases 97 to 738 code for a protein of 213 amino acids. Gene Ontology annotation, cellular component: plasma membrane; cell surface.